Messenger RNA from Solanum tuberosum (potato), 738 nucleotides. RefSeq names its product agamous-like MADS-box protein AGL80. Gene Ontology annotation, biological process: positive regulation of transcription by RNA polymerase II. The coding region runs from base 1 to 738 and encodes 245 amino acids. The transcript has a single exon. Gene Ontology annotation, molecular function: cis-regulatory region sequence-specific DNA binding; protein dimerization activity; DNA-binding transcription factor activity, RNA polymerase II-specific. The record is from RefSeq and is a predicted model, not a curated record. NCBI's taxonomy places the organism in Eukaryota, Viridiplantae, Streptophyta, Magnoliopsida, Solanales, Solanaceae.
AUGCCUAGAAAGAAAGUGAAGUUAGCUUUUAUUGAAAAUAGCACUGCGAGGAAAGUCUCAUAUAGAAAAAGACAGAAAGGGUUCUUGACAAAGGCCCGUGAACUUAGCACCCUUUGUAAUGUUGAAAUAGCUGCCGUUAUCUAUAGUCCUUACCACAAUGAACCUAUGAUAUUUCCAAAUAAUGAUGUUGUUACCAACACCUUUACAAGGUUCCGGGAGUUGUCAGAAUUGGAGAAAUCAAAAAACAUGGUGACACAAGAAAAUUUCACCAAGCAAAGGAUCCAGAAAAUGGAGGAACAACUCGGGAAGGUAAGAAAGGAAAACAGAGUCAGGGAUUUCACAAACAAGAUGUAUGAAAUGUUGAAUGGAGAAGAUAUUCCUAACGGUAUACACGUUUACGAUCUCAACGAUCUGAGUUACGUGAUCAACCAAAACCUUAAACAGGUAAGCGAAGCAAUCAAAACAAAGGUCAAUGGAGAGGGACUCAUAUUAUCUACACCAGUGUUACCACAAAUGAACCCUUCAAUGAAUAUCCCCAUAACGGAUGCAUCAGUGCCAAUAAAUAACCAACAGAGUUACUUUGUUAGCGUUCAACAGAGUCCUGCAUUGUCUGAGAUGUUUGACUGGAGCGAUGAUCUGAUGAAUUUGGACUGGAGUGAUUUGAUGACUUUACUUGAUGAGCCAUCUUUCAAUAACACUAAUGUUCAAGAUCCAAAUCACAACAACGAUAAUUUAUAA